Rana temporaria (common frog) is the source of this 457-nucleotide messenger RNA. Its product is annotated as cystatin 10-like. The record is from RefSeq and is a predicted model, not a curated record. Gene Ontology annotation, molecular function: cysteine-type endopeptidase inhibitor activity. The coding region runs from base 32 to 457 and encodes 141 amino acids. The transcript is spliced from 3 exons. Lineage: Eukaryota; Metazoa; Chordata; Amphibia; Anura; Ranidae.
UCAGAGAGUGGUGGUGAUUGUGGAAACCAUCAUGGCUGGUCUUGGAGCUCUUAUCAUAUUCUUGCUGUGGGCCCCCCUGUCUCUCAGCCAGUUUUUCCCAGGAGGGUGGGGACCCGCGUCUUUCAUUCACCAUAUCCACGGAGGGUGGGGACCCGCUGACAAAAACAGCAAGGCUGUGCUAGACAUAGCGGAAUUCUGUGUCUCUCAGUACAACACAAAGAGCGAUGGUAACCUAUCCAAGGUUAUUUGCCUUGAAGACGCUUCUCAGCAGGUAGUUAAUGGGAUGAACUAUAAACUGACCAUGGUGCUGGUACAAACAGAAUGUACGAAGGACUAUAAAAAUCGUCCAGAUUGUGACAAGUCAUCAUCAUCCAAGGUACUCCAAUCAUUAUUUUAUCUUCACGUGUCAUUCAUGUCAUGUAAAUCUAAUGUACAAUUACAGUGGAACCUCGUGUGA